This is a messenger RNA of Mytilus trossulus (common blue mussel), 1259 nucleotides long. RefSeq lists its product as uncharacterized. The transcript is spliced from 6 exons. Lineage: Eukaryota; Metazoa; Mollusca; Bivalvia; Mytilida; Mytilidae. The record is from RefSeq and is a predicted model, not a curated record. Bases 384 to 1178 code for a protein of 264 amino acids.
AGACUAAUCAACAAAUUAUGUCAUCACUUGAUAUCACACAAAACUACUUCGUGCACUUAAAAAUUAUGCUUGUUUAAUUUAGGUGGAGAGAUUAUAUGAUUCCGGUAGGUUUUGACCUUUGACUUAUCAUUUUUAUUCUUAGGAGUUCAUACUACGGUCAGAAAUAAAUGAAAACAACACUUGCGUCAUAGCAUAGUGAUAUGUACCAAGAGUAUAAAAUGAAUUAUGUUAUGAAAGGUGGUAGCUGUUUAUAGCACUAUGUCAACUUUUUUGUUUUGACAUUUGACAAUUUCUACCAUCGGUGGCCUAAUUUUCAAAAUGGCAGGUGCAAUGUUUUAAAUGCAGAUGUUAAUGAAUUAAUUUGAACAUUUUUUUAUACGAAGAUGAAUUUUCUAUCGCUUUGGAUUGUAUUAAUUCCCGUUAUUCGUAACGGUUUCACAGACGAUGACAUUCCGAAUACAACAGUGUUCCCUACGUCUACAUUACGAAGAAUUCGGAAUCAUAGAUUAUCCAUGUUACGAAGUUACGUUCUAGAAAGUCUGGGCUUUUCAUCACCACCUAGAAUAACCCAUCGACAAAACGUAAUGGCCGUUUUAAACGCAUAUCAGAAUAGACGAAUAGUUCAAAGUAGAUGUUAUUUACCGUCAUGUUCUAUUUCCAACAGAAUUAAUUUGACAAUGUGGAUGGAUACAAAUGCCAAUGAAAUGAACCUGUAUUUUGAUGUUAUUACCUCUGAUGUCAAUAGUGAUGAACAAAUUAUAAAUGCGACUUUAAAAUUGCGGGUAAAACCAAGACCAGUUUGUCUUGACUGUGGUGUUGAACAAGGUGAUGAAAGAUUCAUCGUUACGCCGUAUCAGUAUGUUAAACCUCUCAGGCGAAAAAGAAAAACAAGAAUGAUGGAUGUCAAAAUGAUACGUUGGUCCGAAUCGACAUCUUGGCUAGCUUUUGAUGUUAUUGAAGCCGCAAGGGACUGGCUGUCGGAAUCGAAGAAGAAUAAUGGAAUUGCAAUCAAAAUACAGACCAUGACGGGAGUUAUUAAUAUAACAGAAGUGUUUAGUCCGAAUGAUUGUGCCGCACAUACAGAUAUUGACUGCAGCAUUGUUGAUACCCCGUUUCAUUUUCAAGGCACGCCUAACGCUAUCUUAGAAAUAUUCACCGAGAAAAACAUAUUCAGGUAGAAACUGGCUCAUAUGACUUUUGAUGUAUUGUUAUUUGUUUUUUAAUCAAACUUUUUUUUUAAUAAAUUAUGUUCAAAAUUG